AGCGCUCGGAAGGGUGCACCUCGCCGCCCACACACGGAAGUUCUGCCCUGUACCCAGGAGGCGCCUAAACCAUGGGGACGGAAGCCAUGCUUGGACUGACGGGCAAGGACUUCGUGAUCCUUGCGGCCGACGGUCAGGCAGCCUACUCGAUUAUCCGCCUGAAGAACGACGCAGACAAGAUCUGGAAGGUGGGGAAGAUGCUCUUCGCCUGCUCCGGGCCCCCGGCGGAUGCGGGGAACUUCAUGGAAUUCAUUGAGAAGAACGUGAUUCUGAACGAGCUGAGAACCGGCAUCCCUAUGUCCACGAAGGCCGCCGCGAGCUUCACCCGGAACGAGCUGGCCCACGCGCUGCGGAAGGGGCCCUUCCAGACUGAUCUUCUGGUGGCUGGCGUGGACAACGAUGGCCCCAGUCUCUACUUCAUGGACUAUCUUGCCAGUAGCGAGAAGGUGAACAAGGCUGCCCAUGGCUACGGCGCCAUGUUCACGCUUGGCCUCAUGGAUCGCUACUGGAAGCCCAAUAUGGAGGAAGCCGAGGCCAUUGACAUCAUCAAGAAAUGCAUCAAGGAGCUCGAGACGCGCUUCAUUGUGGAGCUGCCAAACUUCAAAUGCAAGAUUGUGAACAAGGACGGCGUCAAGGAGGUGAAGCUUUGAGGCUUGGGCGAGCUAAAGAAGCGAGCCCGGGCAGCGGCGAGGUGAGUCGAUUGCUCCCGGAGCAAUGGGGAGAAAUGUCAGUCUGAACAGGACACCAGGUGGCUGGCACUCGCG
This is a messenger RNA of Effrenium voratum, 764 nucleotides long. The record is from the annotation of a GenBank genome assembly. Lineage: Eukaryota; Dinophyceae; Suessiales; Symbiodiniaceae.